CUUCCGCCGCGGGGGUCGGGCAAAGGAAGGCGGAUUGGGACUGAGGCGCCCAUGCCAUUCCAUUCCCCUCCCGGCGGCGCUGAGGCGAGGCGAGCAAAGAGGGCGAUGUAGCUACUGCUACCUGGAAGGCCUGGACAGGCUGGCUGAUACUUGAGGUCUUACAUCUUUUGUCUGCAUAAGGGGUAACGUUUUCGGAGCGAAAAUGGCAUUUGUGUCAACGCAAGGACCCACUGUGGUUGACCAAACCACUUUAAUGAAGAAAUACCUCCAGUUUGUGGCAGCUCUCACGGAUGUUAAUACGCCUGAUGAAACAAAGCUGAAGAUGAUGCAAGAAGUCAGUGAAAACUUUGAGAAUGUGACCUCAUCCCCUCAGUAUUCCACAUUCUUGGAACACAUCAUCCCUCGCUUCCUCACCUUUCUUCAGGAUGGAGAGGUUCAAUUUCUGCAGGAAAAGCCAGCCCAGCAAUUGAGAAAAUUAGUUCUGGAAAUAAUCCACAGAAUACCCACAAACGAACAUCUUCGUCCUCACACCAAAAAUGUCUUAUCUGUCAUGUUCAGAUUUCUAGAGACUGAAAAUGAAGAAAAUGUACUCAUCUGUUUGAGAAUCAUUAUUGAGCUGCACAAACAAUUCAGGCCACCGAUCACACAAGAGAUUCAUCAUUUUUUGGAUUUUGUUAAACAGAUUUACAAAGAACUUCCCAAAGUAGUGAAUCGAUAUUUCGAGAAUCCCCAGGUUAUUCCUGAGAACACUGUGCCCACUCCAGAAAUGGUUGGCAUGAUCACCACAAUUGUAGUGAAAGUAAAUCCUGAACGAGAUGACAGUGAAACAAGAACGCAUUCUAUAAUUCCUCGAGGCUCGCUCUCUCUGAAGGUGCUAGCUGAACUGCCCAUUAUUGUUGUCCUCAUGUAUCAGCUCUACAAACUGAACAUUCAUAAUGUGGUGGCUGAAUUUGUGCCCUUGAUCAUGAAUACUAUUAUAAUUCAGGUGUCUACACAAGCAAGGCAGCAUAAACUUUACAAUAAGGAACUGUAUGCUGACUUCAUUGCUGCGCAGAUAAAAACGUUAUCGUUCUUGGCUUACAUCAUAAGAAUUUAUCAGGAGUUGGUAGCAAAGUAUUCACAGCAGAUGGUGAAAGGGAUGUUGCAGUUGCUGUCAAACUGUCCUGCAGAGACGGCUCAUCUGAGAAAGGAGCUUCUUAUUGCUGCCAAGCACAUUCUUACCACGGACUUGAGGAGCCAAUUUAUUCCAUGCAUGGACAAACUGUUUGAUGAAUCCAUCCUCAUAGGCUCUGGAUACACAGCCCGUGAAACCCUGAGGCCCCUUGCCUAUAGUACAUUGGCAGAUCUGGUGCAUCAUGUCCGGCAGCACUUGCCACUGAAUGAUCUCUCCCUUGCUGUCCAGUUAUUUGCCAAGAACAUUGAUGACGAGUCGUUACCCAGCAGUAUCCAGACCAUGUCCUGCAAGCUUCUGCUAAACCUGGUGGAUUGUAUUCGUUCCAAGAGCGAACAGGAAAAUGGAAAUGGCAGAGAUAUCCUUAUGAGGAUGUUGGAGGUUUUUGUCCUCAAAUUUCACACCAUUGCUCGCUAUCAACUCUCCAUUAUCUUUAAGAAGUGCAAACCGCAGUCGGAACUUGGGGCAGGAGAAGCAGCUUUGCCCAGUGUGCCAGCCGGAGGAAACACAGCUCCGGCUCCUGUACCCUCCCCUGCCCCUGCCACCCCCCUGGCCCCUGCCUCGGGGCCCGUGUUUGAGAAACAAGGGGAGAAGGAGAAGGAAGACAAGCAAACAUUCCAAGUCACCGAUUGCCGAAGCUUGGUCAAAACCUUGGUCUGCGGCGUUAAGACAAUCACGUGGGGCAUCACUUCUUGCAAAGCGCCUGGUGAAGCACAGUUCAUUCCCAAUAAGCAGCUGCAACCGAAAGAGACACAGAUCUAUAUAAAACUGGUUAAAUAUGCAAUGCAGGCGUUGGAUAUUUAUCAGGUUCAAAUUGCCGGGAAUGGGCAGACGUACAUUCGGGUUGCAAAUUGUCAGACGGUCCGGAUGAAAGAAGAGAAGGAAGUCUUGGAGCAUUUUGCUGGUGUCUUCACAAUGAUGAAUCCUUUGACUUUUAAAGAAAUUUUUCAGACGACAGUUCCUUACAUGGUUGAAAGGAUCUCUAAGAACUAUGCCCUCCAGAUUGUUGCCAAUUCCUUCUUGGCCAACCCAACUACCUCAGCUCUAUUUGCCACAAUCUUGGUGGAGUAUCUUCUGGACCGGUUGCCCGAAAUGGGCUCCAAUGUGGAGCUGUCCAACCUGUAUCUUAAACUGUUCAAGCUGGUCUUUGGCUCCGUCUCACUCUUUGCAGCAGAAAAUGAACAGAUGCUAAAGCCACAUCUGCACAAGAUAGUGAACAGCUCCAUGGAACUUGCCCAGACUGCCAAGGAACCCUACAAUUACUUCUUACUGCUUCGAGCGCUCUUCCGAUCUAUUGGAGGAGGGAGCCACGAUCUCCUGUAUCAGGAAUUCUUGCCUCUGCUACCAAACUUACUCCAAGGUCUUAAUAUGCUGCAGAGUGGCCUGCACAAGCAGCACAUGAAGGAUUUGUUCGUAGAGCUUUGCCUGACUGUCCCGGUUCGAUUGAGUUCCCUCCUUCCUUAUUUGCCAAUGUUGAUGGAUCCUUUGGUGUCAGCCUUAAAUGGAUCUCAGACGCUGGUCAGCCAAGGCUUGCGGACUCUUGAGUUGUGUGUGGAUAAUUUACAGCCGGAUUUUCUGUACGAUCACAUUCAACCUGUGCGUGCUGAACUCAUGCAGGCUUUGUGGCGGACCCUGCGUAAUCCUGCCGAAACCAUCUCCCAUGUUGCCUAUCGUGUGCUGGGCAAGUUUGGUGGAAGUAACCGGAAGAUGCUGAAAGAAUCACAGAAGUUGCAGUAUGUCGUGACAGAGGUUCAUGGGCCCAGUAUUACAGCGGAGUUCUCUGAUUGUAAAGCCUCAAUCCAGCUCCCAAUGGAGAAGGCCAUUGAGACUGCCUUGGACUGCUUGAAGAGUGCAAACACAGAGCCAUACUAUCGGAGACAGGCUUGGGAGGUGAUCAAGUGCUUUUUGGUGGCCAUGAUGAGCCUGGACGACAACAAGCAUGCUUUGUAUCAGCUUCUUGCACACCCCAAUUUUACAGAGAAGUCUAUUCCCAAUGUGAUCAUUUCUCAUCGGUAUAAAGCCCAGGACACACCUGCCCGAAAAACCUUUGAGCAAGCAUUGACAGGGGCGUUCAUGUCCGCAGUGAUCAAAGAUCUGCGCCCCAGUGCUCUUCCUUUCGUGGCCAGCUUGAUUCGGCAUUACACCAUGGUGGCAGUAGCCCAGCAGUGUGGUCCUUUCUUGCUUCAGUGUUAUCAGGUUGGAAGCCAGCCCAGCACAGCCAUGUUUCACAGUGAAGAAAAUGGAUCUAAAGGCAUGGAUCCCUUGGUCCUUAUUGAUGCCAUUGCUAUCUGCAUGGCCUAUGAAGAGAAGGAGCUCUGCAAAAUAGGAGAGGUGGCACUUGCUGUGAUAUUUGACGUUGCCAGCAUCAUUCUGGGAUCGAAGGAAAGGGCUUGCCAGCUUCCCUUGUUCUCAUACAUCGUGGAACGUCUCUGUGCCUGCUGUUAUGAGCAAGCCUGGUAUGCCAAGCUAGGAGGUGUUGUGUCAAUCAAAUUUCUCAUGGAGAGGUUACCCCUCAUUUGGGUUCUUCAGAACCAGCAGACAUUCCUCAAGGCACUGCUAUUUGUCAUGAUGGACCUAACAGGAGAGGUGUCAAAUGGAGCUGUUGCAAUGGCCAAAACCACCCUCGAGCAGCUCUUGAUCAGAUGUGCGACCCCUCUGAAGGAUGAAGAGAAAACAGAAGACAUCCUCACAGCCCAGGAGAAGUCCUUCCACCACGUGACCCAUGAUCUGGUGCGUGAAGUGACCUCUCCAAACUCCACUGUGCGGAAGCAAGCCAUGCAUUCUUUGCAAGUGCUUGCUCAAGUCACAGGGAAAAGUGUCACUGUGAUCAUGGAACCACACAAAGAGGUUCUCCAAGACAUGGUUCCUCCAAAAAAACACCUGCUUAGACAUCAACCAGCAAAUGCUCAGAUUGGUUUGAUGGAGGGGAACACCUUCUGUACCACUCUGCAACCCAGACUUUUUACCAUGGAUCUAAACGUUGUCGAACACAAAGUAUUCUAUACGGAGCUUUUGAAUUUGUGUGAGGCUGAAGAUAGUGCCUUGAUGAAAUUGCCCUGCUACAAGAGUCUUCCUUCACUCGUACCUCUUCGAAUCGCUGCGCUGAAUGCCUUAGCUGCUUGCAAUUACUUGCCGCAGUCCAGAGAGAAAAUCAUUGCUGCACUUUUCAAGGCACUUAACUCAACAAACAAUGAACUCCAGGAGGCAGGCGAGGCUUGCAUGAGAAAGUUUUUGGAAGGUGCUACAAUUGAGGUCGACCAGAUUCACACGCACAUGAGGCCUUUGCUUAUGAUGCUGGGUGACUACCGAAGCUUGACACUGAAUGUUGUGAACCGCCUGACUUCAGUAACAAGACUCUUCCCUAACUCCUUUAAUGACAAGUUCUGCGAUCAAAUGAUGCAACACCUGCGUAAAUGGAUGGAAGUAGUAGUCAUUACACAUAAAGGAGGACAGAGGAGUGAUGGAAAUGAAAUGAAGAUUUGCUCGGCAAUUAUAAACCUAUUUCAUCUGAUCCCGGCUGCUCCUCAGACGCUCGUUAAACCCUUGCUCGAAGUUGUGAUGAAAACGGAACGGGCGAUGCUGAUCGAGGCCGGCAGUCCAUUCAGAGAACCAUUAAUAAAGUUUCUGACACGCCACCCCUCCCAGACUGUUGAGUUGUUUAUGAUGGAAGCAACCUUAAAUGAUCCACAAUGGAGCAGAAUGUUUAUGAGCUUUUUGAAACAUAAAGAUGCAAAACCUCUGCGUGAUGUUCUGGCAGCCAAUCCCAAUCGCUUCAUCACAUUAUUGUUACCUGGCGGUACCCAAGCGGCUGUCCGGCCUGGCUCUCCCAGCACAAGCACAAUGCGGCUAGAUCUCCAGUUUCAGGCUAUCAAGAUCAUAAGCAUUAUAGUUAAGAACGAUGAAUGUUGGCUGGCAAACCAGCAUUCCUUAGUGAGCCAGCUCCGGCGAGUGUGGGUCAGUGAAGCUUUUCAGGAGAGGCACCGGAAGGAAAACAUGGCUGCGACCAACUGGAAAGAGCCCAAACUCCUGGCAUAUUGCUUAUUGAAUUACUGCAAGAGAAAUUACGGUGACAUUGAACUGCUCUUCCAACUUCUGCGAGCCUUUACAGGCCGUUUCCUCUGCAACAUGACUUUCCUGAAAGAAUACAUGGAGGAAGAGAUCCCCAAAAACUACACCAUUGCCCAAAAACGGGCCCUCUUCUUCCGUUUUGUCGACUUUGCUGAUCCCAACUUUGGAGAUGAGCUGAAAGCCAAGGUUCUGCAACACAUUCUAAAUCCAGCUUUCUUGUAUAGCUUUGAAAAAGGUGAAGGAGAACAGUUGCUGGGUCCUCCAAAUCCAGAAGGAGACAACCCUGAAAGCAUCACUAGUGUGUUCAUAACAAAGGUACUUGAUCCUGAAAAGCAAGCCGACAUGCUAGAUUCCCUCAGGAUUUAUCUCCUACAGUUUGCCACCCUUCUUGUUGAGCACGCCCCACACCACAUUCAUGACAACAACAAGAACCGGAAUAGCAAACUGCGGCGACUCAUGACUUUUGCUUGGCCUUGUCUGCUCUCAAAGGCCUGUGUGGACCCAGCAUGCAAAUACAGUGGGCACCUGCUCCUAGCACACAUCAUUGCCAAAUUUGCCAUUCACAAGAAGAUAGUCUUACAGGUCUUUCACAGUCUCCUGAAGGCUCAUGCGAUGGAAGCUCGGGCUAUUGUUAGGCAAGCUAUGGCUAUCCUGACACCGGCUGUGCCGGCUCGCAUGGAGGAUGGCCACCAGAUGUUAACUCACUGGACGAGGAAGAUCAUAGUAGAAGAAGGUCAUACAGUUCCUCAGCUUGUCCACAUUUUGCAUUUAAUAGUCCAGCACUUCAAGGUUUACUAUCCAGUGAGACACCAUUUAGUGCAGCACAUGGUGAGCGCCAUGCAGAGGUUGGGCUUCACCCCCAGCGUUACUAUUGAGCAGAGAAAACUUGCUGUGGAUCUUGCCGAAGUGGUUAUCAAAUGGGAACUGCAACGAAUCAAAGAUCAGCAGCCAGAUUCUGAUAUGGAUGCAGGUACCAGUGGUGAAGGAUCUGGUUCCACCUCAUCGGCUGUAAAGAGGGGGCUGUCGGUUGACUCUGGACAAGAAGUGAAGCGGUUCAGGACAGCAACUGGCGGGAUAAGUGCAGUAUUUGGACGCAGCCAGUCGUUGCCUGGAGCUGAUGCCCUCCUUUCGAAGCCCAUUGACAAACAACACACGGACACGGUCAUCAACUUCCUCAUUAGAAUUGCUUGCCAGGUAAAUGACAACUCAAACACUGCUGGCUCACCAGGAGAACUGCUUUCUCGGCGUUGUGUUAACCUUCUGAAGACAGCUUUACGACCAGAUAUGUGGCCAAAAUCAGAGCUCAAACUGCAGUGGUUUGAUAAGCUCUUAAUGACUGUGGAGCAACCAAACCAGGCCAAUUUUGCCAACAUCUGCACUGGACUGGAGGUUCUCAGCUUUCUCCUGACCGUACUCCAGUCACCAGCUAUUCUGAGUAGCUUCAAACCUCUGCAGCGUGGAAUAGCAUCUUGCAUGACAUGUGGAAACACCAAAGUUUUAAGAGCUGUCCAUACCCUGCUGUCUCGCUUAAUGAGUAACUUCCCUACAGAACCAAGUACCUCAAGUGUGGCCUCCAAGUAUGAAGAACUGGAGUGUCUUUAUGCAGCUGUUGGGAAGGUUAUUUACGAAGGACUUACUAAUUAUGAAAAGGCAACUAAUGCCAACCCUUCGCAACUUUUUGGUACCUUGAUGAUUUUGAAGUCUGCAUGCAGCAAUAACCCCAGCUACAUUGACAGGUUGAUUUCAGUCUUCAUGCGGUCUCUUCAGAAGAUGGUGAGGGAGCACUUAAACCAACAGUCUCAAGCAGGGACUGCUGAAGCAAACACAGCUGGUACUAGUGAACUGGUCAUGCUGAGUCUGGAUUUGGUGAAAACCCGUCUUGCUGUGAUGAGCAUGGAAAUGAGGAAAAACUUCAUCCAAGCCAUUCUGACAUCUCUGAUUGAAAAAUCAAAUGAUGCUAAGAUCCUUCGCGCUGUGGUGAAAAUAGUGGAAGAGUGGGUGAAAAACAACUCUUCAUUAGCUGCCAACCAGACACCUACACUCCGGGAGAAGUCCAUUUUACUGGUAAAAAUGAUGACCUACAUUGAAAAACGUUUUCCAGAGGACCUUGAAUUGAAUGCCCAAUUCUUAGACCUUGUUAACUAUGUCUAUAGGGAUGAAAGCCUGUCAGGUAGUGAGCUUACUGCUAAACUUGAACCAGCCUUCCUUUCGGGACUCCGUUGUGCUCAGCCACUCAUCAGAGCCAAAUUUUUCGAGGUUUUCGACAAUUCCAUGAAGCGUCGCGUCUACGAACGUCUGCUCUACGUCACGUGUUCUCAAAACUGGGAAGCAAUGGGAAACCAUUUUUGGAUCAAACAGUGCAUCGAGCUUCUGUUGGCUGUGUGCGAAAGAAACACUACAAUCGGAACCAGCUGUCAAGGCGCCAUGCUCCCAUCCAUCACAAAUGUUAUCAACCUUGCCGACAGUCAUGACCGGGCAGCAUUUGCUAUGGUGACCCAUGUCAAGCAAGAGCCCCGUGAAAGAGAAAACAGUGAAUCCAAGGAGGAGGAUGUGGAAAUAGACAUUGAAUUGGCUCCAGGUGAUCAGACUAGUACACCCAAAACCAAAGAGCUUUCUGAAAAGGACAUUGGCAACCAGUUGCACAUGUUGACUAAUCGGCACGAUAAAUUCUUGGACUCUCUGCGAGAAGUGAAGACUGGAGCACUGCUCAGUGCCUUCGUGCAGUUGUGCCACAUUUCCACACCUUUAGCUGAGAAGACGUGGAUCCAGCUGUUCUCCAGAUUGUGGAAAAUCUUAACUGAUAGACAGCAACAUGCUCUUGCUGGUGAAAUCAGCCCUUUCUUGUGUAGCGGUAGCCACCAAGUGCAACGCGACUGCCAACCAAGUGCACUCAACUGCUUUGUAGAAGCCAUGUCACAGUGUGUCCCUCCUAUUCCCAUCCGGCCCUGUGUCCUGAAGUACCUUGGUAAAACACACAACCUGUGGUUCCGUUCGACACUGAUGCUGGAGCAUCAAGCCUUUGAAAAAGGGCUCAGUCUCCAGAUUAAGCCCAAGCAGACCACAGAGUUUUAUGAGCAGGAGAGCAUCACUCCGCCUCAACAGGAAAUCCUUGAUUCACUUGCUGAGCUGUACUCUUUGUUACAAGAAGAGGACAUGUGGGCUGGCCUGUGGCAAAAGCGUUGCAAAUUCCCAGAAACGGCAACUGCUAUUGCUUAUGAACAACAUGGCUUCUUCGAACAGGCUCAGGAAACCUAUGAAAAAGCAAUGGAGAAAGCCAAGAAAGAGCAUGAAAGAAAUAAUGCUUCCCCUGCUAUAUUCCCUGAGUAUCAACUUUGGGAAGACCACUGGAUUCGGUGCUCCAAAGAGUUGAAUCAGUGGGAAGCUCUGACUGAGUAUGGCCAAUCGAAGGGUCACAUCAACCCCUAUCUAGUCCUGGAAUGUGCAUGGCGCGUCUCCAACUGGACUGCCGUGAAGGAAGCGCUGGUGCAGGUGGAGCUGAGUUGCCCUAAGGAGAUGGCAUGGAAGGUCAACAUGUACCGGGGAUACUUGGCCAUCUGCCACCCAGAAGAACAGCAACUGAACUUCAUUGAGCGUCUGGUUGAGAUGGCUAGUGGCUUGGCGAUUCGGGAAUGGCGACGACUUCCCCAAGUGGUUUCCCAUGUCCACACGCCCCUUCUACAGGCAGCACAACAGAUCAUUGAACUUCAAGAAGCCGCCCAAAUAAAUGCAGGGCUACAGCCGGCCAAUCUUGGACGGAAUAACAGCCUGCAUGACAUGAAGACCGUGGUGAAGACUUGGAGGAACAGGCUACCAAUUGUAUCAGAUGACUUAUCCCACUGGAGCAGCAUUUUCAUGUGGAGGCAACAUCAUUACCAAGCCAUUGUAGGUGCAUAUGACAACAGCUCGCAACAUGAUCCCAGUUCCAACAAUGCCAUGCUGGGGGUUCAUGCUUCAGCCUCGGCCAUUAUCCAGUAUGGAAAGAUCGCCCGGAAGCAAGGGCUGGUGAAUGUGGCACUUGACAUCUUGAGUCGUAUUCACACGAUCCCAACAGUACCGAUUGUGGAUUGCUUCCAGAAGAUUCGGCAGCAGGUCAAAUGCUACCUUCAGCUGGCUGGAGUCCUGGGCAAAAAUGAAUGCAUGCAGGGCCUUGAGGUUAUUGAAUCAACAAACCUGAAGUAUUUUACCAAGGAGAUGACUGCCGAGUUCUACGCACUGAAGGGGAUGUUUUUAGCUCAGAUUAACAAAUCUGAAGAAGCGAACAAAGCCUUCUCAGCAGCUGUACAGAUGCAUGAUGUUCUAGUGAAGGCCUGGGCCAUGUGGGGAGAUUACCUGGAGAAUAUCUUUGUGAAGGAGCGUCAGCUACAUCUAGGGGUGUCAGCUAUCACUUGUUACCUGCAUGCCUGCCGCCAUCAAAAUGAAAGCAAGUCUAGGAAGUAUUUAGCAAAGGUUCUUUGGCUGCUAAGCUUUGAUGAUGACAAGAAUACACUGGCAGAUGCCGUUGACAAAUACUGUAUUGGUGUCCCGCCGAUCCAGUGGCUGGCUUGGAUUCCACAGCUGUUAACCUGUUUGGUUGGGUCAGAGGGCAAACUUCUCUUGAACCUUAUUAGUCAGGUUGGCCGAGUCUAUCCCCAAGCAGUCUACUUUCCUAUUCGAACCCUUUAUUUGACACUGAAGAUAGAACAACGGGAACGCUACAAAAGUGAUUCUGGACAGCAGCAGCCAAGUUCUGUUGGAAACCAGUCUCACUCUGCUUCGGAUCCUGGGCCCAUCCGAGCGACUGCGCCAAUGUGGCGUUGCAGCCGAAUUAUGCACAUGCAGCGGGAACUGCAUCCAACGCUUCUCUCCUCUCUUGAGGGGAUUGUCGAUCAGAUGGUCUGGUUCAGAGAAAAUUGGCACGAGGAGGUCCUUCGACAGCUACAGCAGGGGCUGGCCAAGUGCUAUUCUGUUGCCUUUGAGAAGAGUGGUGCAGUUUCAGAUGCCAAAAUCACACCACACACAUUGAAUUUUGUCAAGAAACUGGUCAGCACCUUUGGCGUCGGCCUAGAAAAUGUCUCCAAUGUCUCCACCAUGUUUUCCAGUGCUGCUUCAGAGUCACUAGCCAGAAGAGCUCAGGCUACGGCUCAAGAUCCUGUGUUUCAGAAACUGAAAGGGCAGUUCACAACAGACUUCGACUUCAGCGUGCCAGGCUCCAUGAAACUUCACAAUCUUAUUUCAAAGCUGAAGAAAUGGAUCAAAAUCCUUGAGGCGAAAACCAAACAGCUUCCCAAGUUCUUUCUCAUCGAGGAAAAAUGUCGCUUUCUGAGCAACUUCUCUGCCCAGACGGCUGAAGUGGAAAUUCCUGGAGAGUUCCUCAUGCCGAAGCCGACACACUAUUAUAUCAAGAUUGCACGAUUUAUGCCCAGAGUGGAGAUAGUACAAAAGCAUAACACUGCAGCUAGAAGACUCUAUAUCCGAGGCCAUAAUGGAAAGAUUUACCCGUAUCUCGUAAUGAACGAUGCCUGCCUGACCGAGUCACGUAGAGAAGAGCGAGUAUUACAGCUCCUUCGCCUCUUGAACCCCUGUUUAGAGAAGAGGAAAGAAACCACAAAGAGGCAUCUCUUCUUCACAGUCCCUCGAGUCGUGGCAGUGUCCCCGCAGAUGCGCCUGGUAGAAGACAACCCCUCUUCUCUCUCCCUUGUGGAGAUCUACAAGCAGCGCUGUGCCAAGAAGGGGAUUGAGCACGACAGCCCGAUUUCUCGCUACUAUGACAGACUGGCAACCGUCCAAGCGAGAGGGACCCAGGCCAGCCAUCAGGUUCUCCGUGACAUUCUGAAAGAAGUGCAAGGCAACAUGGUGCCGCGCAGCAUGCUGAAGGAAUGGGCCCUGCAUACGUUUCCAAAUGCCACCGAUUACUGGACAUUCCGGAAGAUGUUCACCAUUCAGCUGGCCCUCAUCGGUUUUGCAGAAUUUGUCUUCCAUUUGAACCGACUGAAUCCCGAGAUGCUUCAGAUUGCGCAGGAUACCGGCAAACUGAAUGUGGCAUACUUCCGGUUUGAUAUCAACGAUGCCACAGGGGAUCUGGAUGCCAACCGACCCGUCCCAUUCCGGCUCACACCAAAUAUUUCUGAGUUCCUCACCACCAUUGGCGUUUCUGGUCCCCUCACUGCGUCUAUGAUUGCAGUUGCUCGCUGUUUUGCACAGCCAAACUUCAAGGUCGAUGGCAUCCUGAAAACAGUGCUGCGAGAUGAAAUAAUUGCUUGGCACAAGAAAACCCAGGAGGAUACCUCCUCCCCGCUCUCGGCAGCUGGACAGCCUGAGAACAUGGACAGCCAGCAGCUGGUUUCGCUGGUUCAGAAAGCAGUUACCGCCAUCAUGACUCGACUGCAUAAUCUGGCUCAGUUUGAAGGAGGGGAGAGCAAAGUCAAUACUCUGGUCGCUGCGGCAAACAGCCUGGACAACCUCUGUCGCAUGGAUCCCGCCUGGCACCCAUGGCUCUAGCUUGCCAUAGCAGAGAGACAGAGAGAAAAGGUGAAGACUUUGUCUGGAACAAUGCCUUGCCUCCAUCGCUCCUCCACAUCCGUCUUGACCCCUUGUUUGGUGUCGCCAUGUUUACAAGAGCAUUGGUUUUCCUGUUACAGCCUUCCAAGUUGUAUUGCAUGCUUAGGGUGCGAGGAAUCCGAAAAGGAGAUGGCUUGAGAACUGCAUAGAACAAUCAUGUUUUAUGCCAGAAGGGAGAAUGCAAAUGUUUGCAAGACUCAGAUUUCUCCAGUUCCUACUUGUGAACUCUUUUGUUGGUUUGUUUUUUAACCCCGUAAGAAAUUCGUAUCUCCACACUGUGGUUCUUACUGUAUGAAGUUUCUUUUUAAAUACAAAAAGUGUUGUCUUUAUGGUUUCCCUCCCAGUUGAUACAAACACUGCUUAAAUACCAUUUUAAACCAUUCAGACGUUAAGUUUAAAUGGGCUUGUACAGUGAUUUUUUUUUUUUGUAAUGCAAUGUAUAGAAAAUCAUUCUUAUUUUAUUUUUUGUCAUUAGUCGGAGGAAACGGAUCAAUUUUGGCAAGUUUUAUUCUACCAGAGCAGAAGAAAGGACUCCUUUUUGCAAUCUAGUUUGGUGACUCACUUAAGCAUAAAUGGAAGAUCACAAAAGCAAAUUUGUUACCCAUAAAGAUACAUAUUUGGACGGAACCAGUAUAGGACAAAUCAAAGAUUAUAUAUGAUGAACUGGGAUUCCCCCCCCCUCGUUUUUUUUUAGGUUUGAUUCAUUUGUAUUUCUACCGUUAAGUAGCUUCCAGAGGAACCAUUUUGUAGUGUUUACCUUUGUAAUUUAAAAAAGGAAACGGGGGGGGGGGGGGGAGAAUUGCUUUUUUUUGCGUCCAUGUUAGCAAUUUUUAUAAACCUUGCAGUGUUGGGAAUGUUCUGGUUCAAAAUUUGUACAGAGUGAACUUUUUUUCAGAAUAAAUAUUUUGUAAACUGCUUUAA
Sceloporus undulatus (fence lizard) is the source of this 12697-nucleotide messenger RNA. It is a transcript of the gene TRRAP, whose product is annotated as transformation/transcription domain associated protein. The transcript is spliced from 71 exons. The record is from RefSeq and is a predicted model, not a curated record. Gene Ontology annotation, cellular component: SAGA complex; NuA4 histone acetyltransferase complex; nucleus. Gene Ontology annotation, biological process: DNA repair; regulation of DNA-templated transcription. NCBI's taxonomy places the organism in Eukaryota, Metazoa, Chordata, Lepidosauria, Squamata, Phrynosomatidae. Bases 203 to 11716 code for a protein of 3837 amino acids. Gene Ontology annotation, molecular function: transcription coregulator activity; protein binding.